Molecule: messenger RNA, 2352 nt
Organism: Eublepharis macularius
Lineage: Eukaryota; Metazoa; Chordata; Lepidosauria; Squamata; Eublepharidae
Gene: SLC3A2
Product: solute carrier family 3 member 2
Exons: 10
Coding region: 200-1852 (550 amino acids)
Biological process (GO): amino acid transport; carbohydrate metabolic process
Source: RefSeq, a predicted model, not a curated record
CGAACCGGAUUACAAGUGAAUAGAAGCGAAAGGAGCGCAGAGCCGGAACGUACUCGGUACUGGCUGAAGACAGCACGGCGCUGUGAAUACACGUGGGACCCCCCGCCUCCUCUUUCACACGCACUGUAUACGUUCUGAGCAUACUACUGCCCUUUUGCUCAACUCGCACCGAAGAGUGUAAAGAAAAGAGGGUGGCCUCAUGAGUUCCCCGGGCGUAACGCAGGACACAGAACUGGACCUGAAAGAUGUUGAGCUGAGCGACUUGGACACCGAGAAACAGCCCAUAAACUCUGCCCUGGCCAGCUCCCCAGGCAGCAUGGGCGAGAAGAACGGGGUGGUGAAGGUGAAGGUGGCCGAGGAGGAGGAAGAGGGGGAGUUGGUGGCCAAGUUCACGGGCCUGUCCAAGGAAGAGCUGCUGCAGGUGGCGGGCACCCCCGGCUGGGUGCGCACCCGCUGGGUGCUCCUGAUCCUCUUCUGGCUGGGGUGGCUGGGCAUGCUGGCGGGCGCCAUCGUCAUCAUCGUCCAAGCCCCCCGCUGCAAGGAACUGCCCCAGCAGAAGUGGUGGCAGAAAGGGGGCAUCUAUCGCAUCCAGUCGGUGGAAAGCUUCCAAGACUCCAACGCAGAUGGCGAGGGGGAUCUACUAGGUCUGAAGCAGCGGAUGGAUUAUUUAAACUCUCUCAAGGUGAAAGGGUUGGUGAUCGGGCCACUCCACGUCAACCUCAAAGAUGACCUGGCUGGGACGAACCUUCAAGCCAUUGAUGCCAAAUUUGGCACAGCGGCAGAGUUCCAGGAAGUUCUUCAGGCUGCAAAGAAAAAGAGCCUCAAAGUAAUCUUGGACCUGACACCCAACUAUAAAAGCCAAUCCCCUUGGUUCAGUCCAGAGAUCUUUACGAGCAGUAACUUCCAGGACAAAAUGAAGGCAGCGAUAGACUUUUGGCUGAAGGAAGGCGUGUCUGGGAUCCAGAUUGGAAGCAUCGAGCAUGUACUCAAUGAGACACAGCUCCUGAUUGAGUGGAAGAACCUGACAGAGAAAUAUGGAGUUGAUGACAAUUCCAGGGUGCUGAUCGCAACAACGCACAAAUGGGACCCCCGUAGCAUUUUCUCCCUGAUCAACGAGACGGAUGCAGUGGACCUGCUAACCAGCCAGUAUUUGCUGGGGCUGGGCCAAGACGAGCAUGGCGACACCUCGGCCCGCUUGAUCGACACCUACAUCCAAGCUUCUGGGGAGAAGUGGCCCAGCUGGAGCGUGGGGAGACCUGACUUUGGGUUUGUGGGAGAACACCUUCUUCGCCUAUACCACAUGCUCAUCUACACGCUUCCGGGGACACCCUUCACUGAUUUUGGUGAUGAGAUCGGGCUGCGAGACCUGCCAGGGCAGCCUGCAGAGUCCACACUCGUUCGCAUGCAGUGGGACAACUCUGUAAACUUUGGGUUCUCCAAAGAUCCACAGUUAAGUAGAAGAGAGCAACAGCAGAGUGCCGCAGACAGCAAUGUCACUGUGCAGUCACAGACUGGAGACAAGUCUUCAGUCUUGAAGUUGUUCCGGGACUUGAGCGAGCUGCGUGGGAAAGAGCGCUCCCUUCUUCAUGGUGAUUUUUGGCUGGUCAGCACCCCUGACCCAAGAGUGUUUGCUUACCUACGUGUCUGGGAUCAGAACAGGCGCUACCUCGUGGUGCUCAAUUUUGACCUCCAACCCUCCACGGUCUCCCUCACACACCCUUUGUUGCCCUCAGAAGUGACAGUGGAGCUCAGCACCGUUCCACAUCGUGAGCUGAAACAGCAGCUCAGCUUAUCGAAGUUCACUUUGGCUCCCUCGGAAGGGCUGUUGCUCAGCUUCCCUUAUGUGGCCUAGUUUGGCUUCAAACACCUCCUGUUCUGGGGGAGGGGAACAGAAGGGGGUUCAGGCUGUUAUCCUUGACAGGGCAUUACUGAGACCUUAAAAGGAUAUUGCUUUGGCAACAUUCUCUCUGUCUGAACUUUUCUCCCCCCAUCCAUCUCUGUUUUGUACAUUCCUUGAAUGGCUAGUAUGUGGGGAAAGAGGCUCUCUAAUGUGUCACGCUAAAACUCCUGCUGAUAUGUGCUUGUGUGUGUGUGUGAUUGAGAGAGGUUAGGGAGGUCAGUGGAGGUCAUUUGGGGAUCAAUUCCUUGGUGAUUUUGGUGUGUAUUUUUGUCCCCAGCCCAGGGAGAGUGAUGAUAGCAGCUUGGUGUUUGUUCAGUUUUCGGGCUGCCCCUCCAGUUCUGGAAAUUUAUGGAAUAGGUUUUGCUGUCUGUAUGUGUGUAUUCCCCUCUUCCCCAAAACUGUUGGAGAGUGACAUGGAGUAACUUAAUAAACUUUUAUCUUUGCUUUUCUGA